Messenger RNA from Folsomia candida, 1075 nucleotides. RefSeq lists its product as uncharacterized. The record is from RefSeq and is a predicted model, not a curated record. Gene Ontology annotation, cellular component: plasma membrane. Gene Ontology annotation, biological process: cellular response to calcium ion. NCBI's taxonomy places the organism in Eukaryota, Metazoa, Arthropoda, Collembola, Entomobryomorpha, Isotomidae. Bases 95 to 955 code for a protein of 286 amino acids. Gene Ontology annotation, molecular function: calcium-dependent phospholipid binding. The transcript has 5 exons.
UUGCACAGUAUUUUAUCAGUUGUAGUUUUGUUGUUGGCGUUGCUGAAUAUACCGAAAAAUCAUACUGAUUAUAUAGGCUUUUGUCUUUAAGAGCAUGGUCAAAAUGCUAAACAAGAGUUUAUUCUUGUGCUUAGCGAUAAUUCUCGCAAGCAUUUUGUCUGUUUCCGCAGAGGACAAGAAUAUAACGUUUACACUUUCAGCCAAGAAUUUGCCGUCGAGCCAACAUGAUGACCUUUCAAAGCUCGACCCUUUCGUCAAGGUUUACCAAACUGUUCAGGAUAAAGCUGAAUUAGAAAGCAUUGGAAAGACUGAACCAAUCCUUGACGAGGUAAAUCCCGAAUGGAUAGAAGUAUUUUGGAUUGUUCACAAGCCUGGAACAUCUCAGAAACUGAGAUUCGAAAUAAAAGAUCGUGAUCUGCUGAAACAAGACGAUGCGAUUGGAGGAGCAGAAGUUGAUUUGGAUGAUUAUGUCUCUAAAGGUGAAAAAAUAACGAUUGACAUCAGUGGCGUUAGUGGGGCAACAUUAUCAAUGGAAAAGACUACUCCAAUCCGGUUCAGACUAUCAGCCAAAAACCUUCCCAAAAAAGACAAGCCCCCAACAAUAUUUCAAGCAUUUACAUCUGAUCAGGGUGAGAGCGAUCCAUAUGUUAAGUGCUACUUUCGACGCGGAAUCGGUGGGGCUGAUAGAAAGUAUGCGACAACGUCUACCAUAGAUAAUGUCAUUGACGCAGAUUGGAGUGAUGACAUAGAAUUUGGAAACUAUCAACCAGGAACAGAUCAGUACUGGCGAUUCAAAGUAAAAGAUGCUGAUUCGACAAGCAAGGAUGAUGAUAUCGGCGAGGUGGUUUUACAAAUAGAUCAAUUUGUAAAAGAGAAAACCGCCAAAGUAUUAAAACUCCAAUCCAUUGAAGACGCAUCUGACACCGGAGCAACGCUCACUGUAACCCCACUCUAGGUUUUGUCUUCUGAUAAAGCAGACACAAAAUCUGUGUCAUUAAAAUACAUUUAAUGUAUUUACAUGCAUACGUAAUAAAUAAAUACAUACGUAUUGAACAUGUUGUUUUUAACACAAAGA